AUGGGCGUCUUCCGCAUAGCAAGAAAGGCUAUAAUGCCAACCCUGCUCGCCACUUCCACAGGCGCAGCAUACCUCGCUUCGCAAAACCCCGUCAUCUCCCCGCUCCCAGCCAACGAUCCCAUCUGGUCCUCACGCCUUUUCCGAAGAGCCAACCCCAACGGAAACCCCGCUACUCAGGAUGUUGUUAUCAAGAGAAUCCCGCUAGAGAAGAUUAAGCCUGAGCUUUUGCAAAAGAAUGGCGACCUUGCGUUGGAGUUUUGUCGUGGUGUUUGGAGUGGUUGGGGCUACGCUAUUCAGCGCAGAUAUCUCAGCCUCAAGUACCGCGGUCCCGAGACAGAGGGUCAACUUUGGGAUCCCGAACAACUCGCCACAAGCAACUACGACAGAGGAACUGCCAUUACGGAUCAUUUCGAGGUGAUUGAAAAAUCAAAGGAUUCCAUCACCGUUCGUUGCGGUGACUCACCACGCAACCAGCCCUUCCGUCCCUCAGACGGUCUCUUCCAGAUCAGCGCCACCAUCGACAAGCAGAACGAGGAGGUUGAGCUGCGCCUCAAGAGCGUUCUGUUCUCAAGCGAAGGCAAGAUUACAGGUAACAAGGGACCUAUGCCUGGUUGGAUGACCGAGUUGCAUCAGUGGUAUGCUAGGAUCUGGGCUGAGACUGGUUCUUGGAGACUUCUUAAGUAA
Messenger RNA from Fusarium coffeatum, 684 nucleotides. RefSeq lists its product as uncharacterized. NCBI's taxonomy places the organism in Eukaryota, Fungi, Ascomycota, Sordariomycetes, Hypocreales, Nectriaceae. The coding region runs from base 1 to 684 and encodes 227 amino acids. The transcript is spliced from 2 exons. The record is from RefSeq and is a predicted model, not a curated record.